Pimephales promelas (fathead minnow) is the source of this 1706-nucleotide messenger RNA. RefSeq lists its product as uncharacterized. Gene Ontology annotation, molecular function: DNA-binding transcription factor activity, RNA polymerase II-specific; RNA polymerase II cis-regulatory region sequence-specific DNA binding. The record is from RefSeq and is a predicted model, not a curated record. Gene Ontology annotation, biological process: regulation of transcription by RNA polymerase II. Gene Ontology annotation, cellular component: transcription regulator complex; chromatin; PcG protein complex. Lineage: Eukaryota; Metazoa; Chordata; Actinopteri; Cypriniformes; Leuciscidae.
GAAUCGCUCCAGCGCAGUAGGAGGCGCUAUGAAGCUCUUCAUUCCGCAAGUAAAACAAACCCGAACGAAAGAAAGAAGAUCUUACUGUUUGAACACUGAGCCGAUGUUGACCAUGACAGCGCAGAUGGAUGUGAUCUGCUGUAAAUCAGUAGGAACAGAUCUGUCCAUGCUGGAUAUUGAGGAUUUCAUCACUGAAAUCUGUCAGCUGAAGAAAGAGGUGGCGUCACUGGAGGAAAAGCUGAGAGAAAGAGGAGACAAACCCAACAGAGAGGAUUCAGUCUGGAGCGUCAGAGAUCAGAGAUCCAGAGACACACAGGACUCAGAGAUCAGCCUCAGUUUACUGUGUUACACUGAGACUCAAGAUCAUGGAUCCGCUGAUCAAACCUCUGUCUUUAACGCUGAUCAAACCUUUGACUGUAACGCUGAUCAAACCUCUGAGUGUAACGCUGAAGAACAGCUGACGCCGCUGAAGAUGUGCUCCGUCAAACCGAUGGACUGCAGAAAUUCAAAGGAGACGAGAGAGGAAACCACUGCAGAGAAAGUACGGAGCGAUGAUGAUGAUGAUGAUGAUGAUAACGGCAAUGAAAAUGAGGAUCACUGUGAGGACAAUGACAAUGAUAAUGAUGAUCACUGUAAUGGUGACAUUAUUCCCUCACAUAUGGAUGUGAAUGGCGGCUCAUCUGCUGAUGAAGAAGCGGCCUCGACAUCAAAAGAUCAGCCGGAGGUCAAGAGUUUCUCCUGCGAAACCUGUGGGAAAACAUUCAGAAAACAGGGAAAUUUAACGAGACAUGAGAGAACACACACCAAACAGAAACACUUCACCUGCAAGAGAUGCAACAUCAGCUUUCCUACCUUAGAAGAGAAGAGACUUCAUUCAAAAGAGCACCGAGUGAAGAAGGAGUUUCACUGCGAACAGUGCGGGAAGAUUUCUUUCACUUCUGGCAAUCUGAAAAUUCACAUGAAGACGCACACUGGCGAAAAGCCCUUCCACUGCAGCGAGUGCGACAAGCAUUUCAGCACCAAACAAUCUCUUUUAGUUCACAAGCGGAUACACACGGGGGAGAAGCCGUACAAGUGCCCUCUCUGCGAGAAAAGGUUCAGAGAUGGGUCCCAUUUCAAGACGCACAUGCGUUCGCACGCCAGCGAGAGGCCGUAUCAGUGCAGCGAAUGCGGGAAGACCUUUAAACAGCCCAUCUGUCUCAUAUCUCACCAAAAAAUACACUCUGAAAAACUGCAUCGCUGCUCACACUGUGACAAGCGCUUCCGUCAGAUAUCUCAGCUGAGGCGGCACGAGAGAAUGCACUCGGGAGAGAAACCCUACCUGUGCUUCCACUGCGGGAAGAGCUUUUCUGACCCGGCUCAUUUCAGGGUUCACCAGAGGGUCCACACGGGAGAGAGACCGUACCGGUGUGACGUCUGUGGGAAGAGUUUCCGUCAAAACACCAACUUACUGAAGCACCAGCGGAUUCACACAGGAGAAAGACCGUUCAAGUGCUCGCAUUGUGACAAGACGUUCGCUCGAUCGGACGUCCUGAAGAUCCACGAGCGAGUUCAUACAGGAGAGAAGCCUUACUGCUGCUCCCUCUGCGACGAGAGAUUCGCUUAUUUAGGGGUUUUCCAGACCCAUCAGAACAAACACGCUAAAGAACAAACUGCUCCUGAAUCAUCAUAGUGUCUUUUCAGUGUUAAAGGAGUAGUUCACUUUU